This is a messenger RNA of Prorocentrum cordatum, 291 nucleotides long. The record is from the annotation of a GenBank genome assembly. Lineage: Eukaryota; Dinophyceae; Prorocentrales; Prorocentraceae.
AUGUUCGCGCACCCCGAGGUGGACGCAGUGGACGCAGCGCCCGCAGCGGAGGCAGCAGAGCCAGAGGUGAGUGCUACCGCAGCUGCUGCAGUGCCCGCAGCGGGCGGCAUCGCCGAAUGCUGCGACGGCAACGAAGCUGUGGCAAAGCGGCGCCGCCUGGCGCUCAAGAGGACGCUGACCGAGGCAGAGAAGCAGACUGACGGGACAGUCGGCAGGGCGAAGGCCAAAGCGAAGGGCAAGGCAGUCGGCAAGGCGAAGGUAAAGGCGGAGGGCAGGUACAAGGGUCAAUGA